AUGUUCCGCUCGGCUGCUCUCGUCACCUUCGUGCUCAUCGCGACCGCUGCUGCUCAGCAGGCUGGCACUCUCACCGCGGAGAACCAUCCUGCUCUCACAUACUAUACCUGCACGACUGCAGGCGGCUGUACAUCCGUUGCUGGUAGCAUCGUUCUCGACUCGAAUUGGCGCUGGCUCCACGAUGUCAACUCGGCCACCAACUGCUACACUGGAAACCAGUGGGACGCCGCCCUCUGCCCAGACCCGGCCACCUGCACCAAGAACUGUGCGCUCGACGGAGCGGAUUACAGUGGAACCUAUGGUAUCACCACGAGUGGCGAUGAGCUCAAGCUAGCGUUCAAGACUGGUAGCAACGUCGGAUCCCGUGUUUACCUGCUGAAGGAUGAUUCCACCUACGAGACGUUCAACCUACUUAACAAGGAGUUCACCAUGGACGUUGACGUCUCUCAGCUCCCUUGCGGUCUCAAUGGCGCUGUUUACUUCUCCGCCAUGGCUGCUGAUGGUGACUCGUCCUCCACCAACACGGCCGGCGCCAAGUACGGAACCGGCUACUGCGAUUCGCAGUGCCCUCACGACUUGAAGUUCAUCGAUGGAACCGCCAACAUCGUCGACUGGAACGCCACCUCGGCCAACUCGGGCACUGGAUCCAUCGGCGCCUGCUGCUCUGAGAUGGACAUCUGGGAGGCCAACUCCAUUUCCGAGGCCGUCACUCCUCACCCUUGCACUGGCACUGGCCUCACCGCUUGCACGGGAACUGAAUGCACGACUACCUGUGACCAGGCCGGCUGCGACUUCAAUUCGUACCGUAUGUGGCCGAUCACGACCGUCACCCAGUUUAUCACUGACGACGGCACCGAUUCUGGCACGCUCACCGAGAUUCGCCGCAUCUACGUGCAGAACGGCGUGGUGAUCCAAAAUUCGCAGUCCACCAUCCCCGACGUCACCGGAAACUCCAUCACCGACUCCUGGUGCGCCGCGCAGAAGACCGCGUUCGGCGAUACGAACAGCUUCGCUCAGCUCGGCGGCCUGGAGCAGCUUGGCAAUGCCUUCAAGGCGGGCAUGGUCCUCGUGCUCUCCAUCUGGGACGACUACGCCGUGAACAUGCUCUGGCUCGACUCCGACUAUCCCCUCACCAAGGACCCCUCUUCGCCUGGUGUGGCCCGUGGUACAUGCUCCACCUCGUCCGGAAAGCCCGCAGACGUCGAGUCCUCCGCGGCCAGCGCCUACGUCACCUACUCCAACAUCCGCAUUGGCGAACUCAACUCUACCUACGGCAGCACGGGCUCUAGCACCGGUUCAUCAGGUUCAUCGGGCUCCUCUGGCUCCUCCUCGCCGACUACCACUUCGUCUGCGACUGGCUCCACAGGUUCCAGUGGCACCAGCACCGGAACAGUAGCUAAGUAUGGCCAAUGUGGCGGCAUUGGCUACACUGGUCCGACCACCUGCGCUUCGGGAUCGACAUGCACUGUGCUCAACGAUUACUACUCCCAGUGCCUCUAA
Messenger RNA from Punctularia strigosozonata HHB-11173 SS5, 1500 nucleotides. RefSeq lists its product as uncharacterized. Gene Ontology annotation, cellular component: extracellular region. The transcript has 9 exons. Gene Ontology annotation, biological process: carbohydrate metabolic process. NCBI's taxonomy places the organism in Eukaryota, Fungi, Basidiomycota, Agaricomycetes, Corticiales, Punctulariaceae. Gene Ontology annotation, molecular function: hydrolase activity, hydrolyzing O-glycosyl compounds; cellulose binding. The record is from RefSeq and is a predicted model, not a curated record. Bases 1 to 1500 code for a protein of 499 amino acids.